CGGUGUAUGCCGAGCCACAGCCUCCAGCGGAUGGCAGCAGAAUCAUAUUAAAAUAAAGGGCUAAUCAAAGUGCGCGCAACGUCAUGCAAAGCAGGAAACGUUUGUGGGUGAAACGUCGUAUGAGGCAGCAGAUUUCUCAGGUCAUCCGCGUUGCCUUCCGGCCCCCACGGAGUGUUCAGGGAUUCGGUGUUUUGAUGAAGAUGAGAUAGAUCUUACAAAAACAGCCCAAAGCCAAUUUUGGGUGUUAACUUGCCUGGGAUGGGUGGUCUUCUUAGCCGUGGGGCUGAGGAGGAUGCCCAAACCAUCCUGCCACGGGAGCGCGUGAAGCCAGAGGGAAGAGGAGCUUCGCAUAACACUGCGGACUGUCCCACCUGCCAAGGGACUGGCCGCAUCCCCAGAGGACAAGAGAACCAACUGGUGGCAGUCAUUCCAUGCUCAGAUCAGAGGCUGAAACCCAGACACACGAAGCUGUAUGUGGCCCUGUCUGUUGGGGUGUGCCUGGUCUUCUCCGUGCUCGUGCUCUUCUUCCUGUUCCCCCGCAGCGUCUCCCUCUCCGAUAUGGGCAUCCAGUCUUCAUCCGUGGUCUUCUCAGACAAAGCGGUCAACAUCACUGUCUACAACACUUUAAACAUCACCAAUGAUAACUAUGUUAUGGUGGAGGGCUCAGCCUUUUCGGCGCAGGUUUUCUAUGGGGACACUGUUGUUGGCAAACUCAGCUCGCCCGCCGAUAUUACUACUUUCCGGCCACGUUCUAAGAAACAGUACCCAUUCCAAGUGAAAAUCAGUGUGACGGAUGCAGGGCUUGUAGAUUACUGCAGGGCAACAUCCACCGUCCACAUCCUCUUUUUUAGACUUCAGCUCUCCAUGACUGUGUACUACAUGGCCCAUUACGAGCAGCUGUCCCUGGAGACGUUUGAGUAUUUAGACUGCGGGGCAAACAGCACUGUUCCCCACAUGUAUAAUAAUAACGCAGGACAGGGGGCAGCACCCAACCACUAAACCAGCAAGUGCUCUUAUGCACCACACUGCUCUUAUGUCUUAUGGUUCAUUCUUUUGAAACUCGGCCGUCGGUAGACCCGAGGUUGUUCUCCCGACAACCGUUGUAAAUGCGUUCCAUUGCAACAGCUGGGGACAAUACAAACGUCUGGAAAAAACUAAUGUUAAACAAACUCGGAGUACACCGAAGUGCUCCGAGUUUGAGAUUCGGAACCCCGAUUUGAGUACCCAUUCUAUUGCACUUUUCCGAGGCGGAAGCCGGAGUUUCCGACAAUCGAGUUUCAAAAGAACGAGCCAUUACACUACAUCCUUGAUUUCAGACCUUGAUUGUAGUUGCACCGCAACACUUUAAUGUAUGAAGAAGUGUAUGAAGUAGAAGUAUAAGUAUUGUUGUGGAUGUCAUUACAACACUAGUACAAACUGAAUAGUAUAGAAUAGUAUGCCUUUAAUUAUCCCGCCAUGGGGAAAUUCAUUUUUUGUAGUAUGAUAUUACAUACUGUGAGUUGCAACCUUACAGCUAGUUGAAGGAGAGGAUUGUGCACAUCCCAGGGAAAGGUGCAGGACGAAGGUCAACUGUAGUUUUCAGAGUGAGGAGUCCGCACACUUAGAAUCCUUUUUGUUGUGUUUUAUUUUUUCAUGGCAGGAUAACGUUUCAAC
This is a messenger RNA of Engraulis encrasicolus (European anchovy), 1653 nucleotides long. It is a transcript of the gene tmem106a, whose product is annotated as transmembrane protein 106A. The record is from RefSeq and is a predicted model, not a curated record. The transcript has 8 exons. The coding region runs from base 259 to 999 and encodes 246 amino acids. Lineage: Eukaryota; Metazoa; Chordata; Actinopteri; Clupeiformes; Engraulidae.